This is a messenger RNA of Caenorhabditis angaria, 3782 nucleotides long. The record is from the annotation of a GenBank genome assembly. NCBI's taxonomy places the organism in Eukaryota, Metazoa, Nematoda, Chromadorea, Rhabditida, Rhabditidae.
AUGCCUGAUAUCGUGAGUAUAAAUUUUGAGUAAUAAUUCUAAAUUAAUGUUUUUUUCUUAACAGAAAUUCAAUUCUGGUGUGCCUUCUGGCCGAAAAAAUAAAUUGUCUCGAAAAGUGUUGGCCGAAAAUCAAAACGAAAACGAAGACCAAAAUGAAAUUUUCGAUUUUUCUCGAAAAAUACGAGAACUUCGCUUGGAAUUAGAAAUUCGUAAAAGAGAAGAAGAACGAAUCGAAAAAGAUAUUUCGAUAAUAAUUGAGGAAAAUUCAGGAGAUGGCGGAGAGCAAAAUCGAACCUUUGGACUUGCUGUAACUCGUCUCAAUAAUAAUAUGCUUGUUGUUGAAAAUUCGGCAAAACAACUGACGAAUACUUUGAAGAAUAUCUCGCUUUUAGCUGAUACAAUUAGUGGAAGAGUUUCAGCACUUGACGAGGCUAAAAAUCGUGUUGUGAAUUGUUUGCAAUUAGCGGGUGAUAUGAGAGAUCUUGGAGUUUGUGCUGAAGGAAUCGAUGAGGCAAUUAGAUCAGAAGAUUUUGAGACAGCUUCAGAACAUAUUCAUCGAUUUCUUACUUUGGAUCAAGCAGUUUUUCAAAUCAGAGAAUUCAAAGACAAAGGUACCUUGAAAAGUAGAUUAUAAUUGUUGAUUUAUAAUUGUUCUGUUUUCAGAUGCAACUGAUUCAAUUCGCCACAGUUAUGAAGUUUUAUCAUCUGCUAAGGAACGAUUAUCAAAAAUUCUAAAAGCGAGAUUGGAUGAUGCUGUAAUCAAAGGAGAUGUUUCUGAAAUGCAAAGAUUUGUCAAACUUUUUCCACUUCUUAAAGAAUCUGAUGAAGGAAUGCAAAGAUUUGGGAAAUAUAUCAAUACGAAAAUCGAUAAAUUGGCUGAUGAUCAUAUCACGGUUAGUUAGAAAAUCGGUGAAAAAAGUUGAUUUUGUCAUUGUGAAAUCAAAAUUUUUGAACAAUUCUAUUUACAAUUAGCUCUUCACAAAUUGAGAAAUAUUUACUCAUUUUUUUUUCUCACAAUCAAAACAAAAUUGAAAUUGAUUGCCACGUCAUAUGUCACGUCAAAAUGUUUUCUAGAUAAUGCGAGCUGGAGGAACUGAUGAUGAGAGAAGAAAUGUGUUAUACGCUGAUACGUUAUUCAUGUUUUUCGAAGGAAUCGCCGGAAUUUUGGAAAGUAAUUUAUCAAUUAUGGAAAGUUCGUAUGGAUCUGAUAAAAUUCUUGAUUUCCUAUUUAUUUUGCAAACCAGAAUUGAUGAGUUUUUCAAAAGAUUGUUGGUGGAAUUUGAUAAAAAUCGAAAAGUUUCUACAAUUAUCAAACAAAUCAAUUCAACACUUUUCAAUAAAAAUUCAAUUGCUCAAGAAAAUAUAUUGGAUCCAUUGGAUAUUGAUUCAAUUGUUGCUGAGAUUUGUUUGAUGAAUAAUUCGGUUGAAAUGUAUGGAAGAUUUAUUGGAAGAAGAGUUGGAAAACAAGCGGAUGAAGAAAAAUUAGACAAAUUGUUGAAUCGCAGUUUAGUUGGUACAAAAAUGCAAGAAUUGAUUGGAAAUUAUAUUCUUAUUGAACAUUAUUAUAUGCAAAAAUCAGUUGAGAAAGCAAUAAAUAUGGAUUUGCGAGAAAAUGAAGAAUUGACAAGUUCAAUUGUUGAGGAUACUGUAUUUAUUGUUAGAAAAUGUAUAAGAAGAGCUGCUGGAAGUGGAAAUGUUGAUAGUGUUUGUGCAACUAUAAAUAAUGCAGUAGCUAUGUUGGAAACAACAGUUCAUCAAUAUUUGGGUGGAUUUAUUAAUUCUGGAUUUUCCACUUCGAAUUUUGCCACAGAUGCAAUUCAAACAGCAAUGAAUGCAGCAUAUCAAAAACCAAAAGAUUCUCAACAAGACACCGAAAAAGAUAUGUUCCUAUUGGCAUUGAACAACUCUUCAAAAAUGUCAGAAAUGCUGAAAGAACUGCAAAAAGGAUUGAUUUAUGAAUGGAGUAAUGUUUCGAGACCUGCUGUUGAAAAGAAUAAAUUGGAACAUGCGGCAACUCAAAUUGAUGAAAUUGUGAGAAAAUUGACGAGUUUGGCAAAACAUGGAAUUGAUGAAUUGUUCAAAGCAGGAUUCAAGGGAAAGAUUAAAUCAAGGUUGGUUUUUUGGACUUUUUUUCGUUUCAAGGAACAAGAAUGAAACGACCGGCUUCCGCUGGUCUUCAUUCUUGUUGCUAUGCAGCCUUGGGCUGCGUGCUGAAGUCUGUGUCUUACAGUGAUUUCUCAUAAAGAAUAGUGAAAUUGGGUUUUGUCUUCUAAAGCUGAACUUUGUCAGUUUAUGGAAAAUUUCCAACAUAGUACAUUGAAAAUGUUCUGUGAACAAAAUAAUAAAUCACAUCACAUCGAAAAUAACUAUGGAAAACAAAACAAAAACAAACUUCAAAAAAAAAACGAUAAAAAUAUAAAACAUAAUUUCGCAUUUAUUGUUACUAUCAUCAAGCGCCUUUUUGAUGAAAUAAUUUUUUUCAUUUUUAAAUCAUUUUAUCACCAAGAUACUUGCAUGAACUAGUCGCUCCGGGGUCUCUUGAGUUAACUCCCCCCCCCCUCUUCCAAGGGAAAUGUUCGAAAAGUUAAGCCUCUAACCCAUUUUUUGCGGAUUUUUUAUCACAAAAAGCAUAGAAUACCCUAACAUUUUUAAAGUUAAGCCCCCUGCCUUUAAAAAUCCACCAGAACUUACCCCCUCCCACCGAAUUCGGAGUCCCAGUUCCCCAAAAAAGUACUAACCUUUGAAAUGUUGCCCGUUCCUCGAUCAUCUCAUCGCUCAAAAUUGAUGUAUUUCUUCAUUCUUUCCAACAAAAUCAUCUCGAAUAUUUUCAUCCGCGAAUAAUCUGAAAAAUAUUUUGAAUUUAAUGAACCUUUAGAUUGUUUUUUAUUGAUUUAAAACGUUUGUUUAAAAUAUGGGCGCCCAUACGAGAAAGAAGAGACAAAAAGAUAGUGAAAUCGCGCGUGAUCUACAGUAAUUUAAAAACUUGCGGGACUAGGUUAGGAAUUUUUUAAAUUUAACAAAAAAAAUAAUUUCGCUGUGUCUUACAUUAAAAUCUAAAAUUAUCAUCUAACUACAAUCUUAGGUCUAUUACCUUCAGAGCUUUCCAAUUUUCACACCUUUCUUUGAGUAAACUUACGAUACAUUUCAAAAAAUUGAGGCGGCAAUUCAAGCUUCUUUUUUCGACUAAAUCUGCAUUUUUUCGGCGACAAAACUUUGAAAAAUCCUCUAAUUUUUUCAGCUGUGAUCCAUACCGCGAUAUUUCUCAUCAAUUAACCAUGCAAGAUUUGGAACAUUUCGAGGCAAAUGAUCCAUUUGUUGAAGCUUUUUUGACUACUGUAGAUCGACUACUUGUGGAGCAUGAAAGCCUUUUAUAUUCCGAUAAUUAUCAGGUAUUUUAAAAAUGUUUCUUUCUAUCAAAAAAUUGUUUUUUUCAGCACCUCCUUUUGACAGUUUGCUCUGAACUUUCUCGUCAAUUCGAAUUGAUUCUUUCAAAAUGUCAAUUCAAUCGAUAUGGUGCAUUACAAUUGGAUCGAGAAUAUCGACAGAUUAGCGCGUAUUUGACAAAUGUUGCGGGAUGGAAUGCGAGAGAAAAAUGUGCAAGACUUGGUCUAAUUGUUGGAUUAUUGAAUGUUGAAACAAUUGAAGAAGCUAUGGAAAAUUGGCAAAAUUCAAAAACGAGUGCAAUUACAACAACAACUCGACCUUUGACUUUGGGAGAAGUUAAGAAAUAUCUUGCACUUCGUGUUGAUUUUCCAACUUUGGCUAUUAAUUCGCUAAAUUAA